AUGGCAGUUGAACGAAUGCGCAAGGCACAGGAAUCAGGUUACUACUCGGUCCUAGAGAUUGAUGUGGACGCAAGUCCGUCCGUUAUUGUGAAAGCUUAUCGCUCCAUGGCGCUCAAGUACCACCCAGAUAAAAAUCCCAAUGCAAGACCAGAUCAAUUUAUAGCAAUCAACGAAGCCUACGAAGUCUUAUCGGAUCCGAAAAAGCGACGACUCCCAGUUGGUACCGUUAUUACUGUCCUUCGUGACGGGUUUCCUUGGAUCCAGUUUGGCAUGUAUUAUUGUCAUCAACCUAGUGUACAGGAAGAUGUCGAGCCUCCAAUCACGCCCGAAAGAAAGUCCGUUUCCGUGUCUGACUACGUUACUAUCACAUUCAUGGGCCUACUCGUCGAUAAAAGUGACGUAUUCUCCGAGAAAGCAUGUCACCACUUCAUUUGGACACCACCUAAAAUGGAUCGAAGUUGUCGCUAUCUUUGA
Messenger RNA from Plasmopara halstedii, 474 nucleotides. Its product is annotated as dnaj homolog subfamily a member 1-like. Gene Ontology annotation, molecular function: protein-folding chaperone binding; misfolded protein binding. The record is from RefSeq and is a predicted model, not a curated record. The transcript has 6 exons. NCBI's taxonomy places the organism in Eukaryota, Oomycota, Peronosporomycetes, Peronosporales, Peronosporaceae. The coding region runs from base 1 to 474 and encodes 157 amino acids. Gene Ontology annotation, cellular component: endoplasmic reticulum.